This is a messenger RNA of Aquila chrysaetos chrysaetos, 4603 nucleotides long. RefSeq names its product tudor domain containing 9 (gene TDRD9). Gene Ontology annotation, molecular function: ATP binding; RNA binding. The record is from RefSeq and is a predicted model, not a curated record. Bases 58 to 3879 code for a protein of 1273 amino acids. Gene Ontology annotation, cellular component: intracellular anatomical structure. Lineage: Eukaryota; Metazoa; Chordata; Aves; Accipitriformes; Accipitridae. The transcript is spliced from 35 exons.
AGUUCUGUUUUGUAUGUGUUUAGUGGUGCUAAGUAAAUCACUGUGCAAUGAUCACCUAUGACUUGCAUUACACAGAAUCUAGAUACUUCAUUGUCUCAGUGUGAAUCAAGUGAUUGGACUUCUAUACCAAUAACUAACUGUAAAUGUGUGGAUAUGCCUAUAGCCAAACACAGGGAAGAGAUAGUGUCUCUGAUACAAAGCAAUUCAGUUGUGAUUGUACAAGGAGCAACUGGCAGUGGUAAGAGCACACAGAUUCCACAAUAUAUUUUGGAUUAUUGCAUUCAGCAAUCUAUCUACUGCAACAUUGCUGUUACCCAGCCUCGGAAAAUUGGUGCCAGCAGCAUUGCCAGGUGGAUUAGCAAGGAACGCUCAUGGACACUAGGUGGAUUUGUAGGAUACCAGGUAAGUUUAGAGAACAUUUCCACAAAGGAGACAAGGUUGCUGUACAUGACAACUGGAGUUCUUCUUGAGAAAGUAGUUUGUGCCAAAAGCCUAGCUGAAUUCACACACAUUUUCAUCGAUGAAGUGCAUGAGCGCACAGAAGAAAUGGAUUUCUUGCUCUUGGUGAUCCGUAAACUGUUGCGUACAAAUUCACAGUCUGUAAAGGUAAUACUGAUGUCUGCUUCCAUCAACUGUAAAGAAUUUGCUGAUUAUUUUGCACUGCCAGUUUAUAAUGGUCUGAAUCCAGCCUGUGUAUUUAAGUUGGAAGGCAAACCUUAUGCAAUUGAAGAAUAUUAUCUUGAUGAUUUGAAGCACACUGUUCAUUUCAAGCUUCCUUCUCAAAGAAUUGAGGAACCCGUGAUAGUAAGGGAAUUGUAUGAAGUAGCAGUGGCUUUGAUUCAGUCAUUUGAUGAGUUGGAGAUGAAGUGCAAUAGGGAGAAAAGAAACUUGAGUGUUACAUUAGAACGUGGAAGUGUGCUGGUAUUUUUACCAGGUUUGAGUGAAAUAAGCUACAUGCACUCAUGUCUCUCAAAUAUGUGUAACAAAAGGUGGCAAGUGUACCCACUUCACUCACGUGUGACGUUAGAGGAACAAAGUAAUGUAUUUUUGGCUACAGUUCCUGGCUACAGAAAAGUUAUUUUAUCUACAAACAUAGCUGAGAGCUCUGUAACAGUUCCUGAUGUUAAGUAUGUGAUAGAUUUCUGUUUAACUAGAACUUUGGUUUGUGAUGAGGAAACUAAUUACCAAAGUUUGAGACUUUGCUGGGCAUCUAAAACAAACUGUCAUCAAAGAAGAGGUCGUGCUGGACGUGUUUCCAAAGGGUACUGUUAUAGGCUUGUACACAAGGACUUCUGGACAGACUUUAUUCCAGAGAAGUCAGUACCUGAGAUACUGCGUUGUCCCUUGGGAACUACAGUCUUAAAAAUAAAAAAGCUUGAUAUGGGGGGACCAAAAGCCUUGCUGGCAACAGCUCUUUCUCCACCCAAUGUAGGUGACAUUGAACGUACCAUAUUUCAACUGAAAGAGCUGGGAGCACUUACAACUGGUGUGCAAACAGAAGAUGACCCACAUGAUGGUGAGCUGACUUUCUUGGGAAGGGUAUUGGCACAGUUGCCAGUGGAUUUGCAUCUUGGAAAAUUGAUAGUCCUUGGGCAUGUCUUCGGGUGCUUGGAAGAAUGCCUUAUUAUAGCUGCAGCACUCUCUUUGCGGAAUUUUUUUGCAGUACCUUUCAAGCAGCAUGUUGAUGGAUACAGGAACAAACUGUUUUUUGCUGGGAAUAGUAAGAGUGACUGUAUUGCAAUUGUGAAUGCAUUUAAGGCGUGGCAGGCCUGCAGACAAAAAGGGGAGCUGAGACAUCCCAAGGAAGAGCUUGAGUGGGGUCGAUCAAAUUGUAUCCAUAUCAAGAAGGUCAGAGAGGUAAGCAGUUAUUUUCACAACUUGGAAAAGCGAGUCAGAGCAUUUAAUAUGUGUGUUAAUGCGCAACCAUCUGCUAUGGAUCAGGAAUGUGUAUACAAACAGCGCUUCAUUUUGCAGGUUGUAAUAGCUGGUGCUUUCUAUCCAAACUACUUUACUUUUGGAAAAUGUGAUGAAGAAAUUGCUGUGAGACGCCUUGCUGGCAAAGAUCCAAAAACCACUGUAAUGCUGAAGAAUAUUCCUCCCUAUGGAUAUCUAUACCAUAAACAGUUGCAGUCACUGUUUAGACAGUGUGGGCAGGUAAAAUCUAUUGCCUAUGAUGGAUCAAAGGCUUUUGUGGAGUUUUCCCGUAACCCAAUGGAGGGCUUUAAGAUUCUUCCUGCAGUGUACCUAUCAGUCAAGAUGUCACAGCUGAAAAUUCCUCUUGAGCUGAACGUUCAUUUUCCAGAUGAUAUCGAAAAGCAAUUGCAAGGUGUGACAGCUGCAAGUGUGAAAUCUCUAAGAGUAAAUGUGGACUGUCAGAAGCAGACAGUGGAGCCUGUGGAAAUCUCAUUUGGUACUUUACAACAGUCAAAGAUGAUCCCAAAUCGUGUUCUGUCCAUCAAGAUAACAGAGAUAGUAGAAGUUGGACACUUCUGGGGUUACAGGAUAGAUGAAAAAAAUAGGACUGUACUCCAGGCUCUAACUGCUGAAAUUAACUACCAGAACCUGAUGGAUUUGCCAGUGUCUCCACAUCCAGAGUUGGUUUGUCUGGCACCAUUCACUCAUGUGGAAAACAGAGAAUACUAUAGAGCUCGUAUUCUUUAUGUUUGUGGAGAUUUUGCUGAGGUUUUUUUUGUGGAUUAUGGCAACAGAUCAAAAGUGCCUUUAAAGAAAUUAAAAGAGAUUCCAAGCUGUCUUCGAGAGCUUCCUUUCCAGGCUUUAGAAUUCAAAAUGUGCAAGAUGCGUCCAUCUGCAAAAUCUAUUGUAUGUGGGGAAUGGUGGAGUUACAGUGCUACCCAGAGAUUUGCCUCACUAGUAAAUGGCUAUACUCUUCUAGUAAAGGUGUAUUCACUUGUGCAUAGUGUUCUGCAUGUGGAUGUUUUCCAUUACUCAAGGUGCAAAAAGCUUGUGAAUAUUCGAGAUGUGCUUAUUGAAGAAUGUUAUGCUGAACUAGCAGAAGAAUCAUACGAAUCCCAACAAAGCCAUGAUUUGCUCAAGGGAUUAUUUUUGGACCAAGUAAAGAAAGAAGAGAAAAUGCCUGUAUCUUCAAGAGAAGAAGAAAAGCAUCUCAUUGAAAGAUUGUUAAACUGUUUUUCUGACAAUAAAUCUGAUGUGCCAACCCAUAAGGUAACAGUUUCUGGCCCAUUCAGUCCUUAUGAGGUGAAAUGCUACAGUAUGACUAGAGUAUCCCAGUUCAGAAGUGCUUUCAUACAAAAGGAAAGUGUAAACUCUGUUGUUGUCCAUGAUACUCCAGAAGAUCCCUUUCAGCAGUUGUUGGUUGCUGCUUCUUUAUCAGCAAAUGCAUCUGGAUCUACUGUGAUUUUAGAGGAAACAUCUUUGAUGCCUCCUAUUCCUGGCCUGCUUGCACUCCUCAGUAUGCUGUUUGCUCCUGCUAUAGAACUCAGGGUUGAUAAAAGUGGAAGGUAUUUUACUGGUGUUCUGUGUGGUUUGGGUUGGAGUCAGACUUGUGGUGCUCCACUGCUUCCAGAAAAUGACAUAGAGCUGACAUUUGAUGUGCGUUUUGGAGUGGAAGACAUAUCGGAGAUAAACAUCCUAAGGACAGCCAUUAAUAAGCUGCUCUGUGAAUGUGCAGUGUGUUCUGGACAAGAGAGAAUGACACAGCUGCAGGAAAACAUUCGUCAGAAACUUCUAUGUUUAAUCUGCAAAUCAAAACCUCGAGAUAUAGUUGUUCCUACAUGGUAUGAGAAGCCAUAUGCGUGGAAUCAGGUGGAUUCUCAGCAUAUCAUUGACCAGUCUGAAAAGCAGCAUGAAAGACAAAAUGGUCUUUAUCAGCUACAUAAGCUUGUUGUGUUGAAUGUUUAAGUAUUUCUAGAAGUCUUUCAGAGUCGAGUUAUUGCAACUAGUCUAAAAAUUAUUUGUCUUCUAUGUAACUCUUGGGUGCUUGUUCUGCAAGACUGUUCCUUAAGAUUAGUGUAAGUGUACUGAAAUACAGUUUGGAAUAUGUUAAUGGUUUUUUUAGAGUUAAGGUUUGGGGACCUAGAGCAGACGAGUUUAUAAAACAAACUGACAUAAAGCAGGAUGCAAUUUUCAUUUUAAUAAUACUUCUGAGCAGGUUUAUCACAAGGUACAUUAAAGACAAAGCAAAUCUAGGUUUAGUUGUUAAUUUUCUGUCUAAAAGCUCAUAAGCCAUGGGGCAUGAUUUGUCUUUAACUGCAAGUUGCAUUUUCUUUGUCAUUAGUCUUUCAAAAAGCCAUACGACAAAGGUGUUUGGGGCUUUUUUUAACCAAAAACUAGACGUCAGAGGAAACUGAUGUAGAUUAUGUUCUGAUCCAAACUAUAAUUUCAUAUACUGGAUAAAAUUUGUCAUUCAUUUUUCAUACAUACAUAAUUUCUUUUCCUGUAUGGCAGAAGAAUGCUUUUGAAUUACUGAUUUGUGGCACCUUUGUUUCAUCCUUUCCUCUUAUUUUUGCCCUAAUUGGUCCUAAAAUUAGUCCUAAAAAUGAGGUCAGUGGUUUCAGAAUAAAAUGCAGAAGUGAAAUAAAAUGUAUUUGUCUCUUCUCUUGUGCGGUCAUGCUUAAUAAAAGCU